CGCCAUUCCGCCAAGGCAUUAAGACGCGGGUCUCUGUCGCGAGCAGUUGUCGAUUUUCGAGGCGGGAUACCACUUAAGAGCGGUUCCUAUAGCUACCCCGUACGUUCUUCUUGAUUAGUUUAUGGCGGGCGUAAAGUGUGGAAUCGCCUGAUCAUGGAGUUGAACAAUGUUACCGUCGAGGAUAGCGCCUCCGGGGAUGCGCACAAUCGAUCGCCGCACAAUCGUGCGCCUCCGGUGGGAGCCACAGCCACAUCCACACCCACACAUGCCGAGAGGCAAAAGCCCCAACUGCUAUAUGCCAUCAACGACAACCCGCCCUGGUAUCUGAGCAUAUUCCUCGCAUUCCAGCACUAUCUGACCAUGAUCGGGGCCAUUGUCUCCAUCCCGUUCAUACUGACGCCGGCGCUGUGCAUGUCCGACGAGGAUGCCAAUCGGGGCAUCAUCAUAUCCACCAUGAUCUUCGUCACCGGCAUUGUGACCUACUUCCAGGCCACGUGGGGCGUCCGUCUGCCCAUUGUUCAGGGCGGAACCAUCUCGUUUCUGGUGCCGACGCUCGCCAUUCUCGCCCUGCCCCAGUGGAAGUGUCCUCCCCAGGCCGAGAUGGAUGCCAUGGCCGAGGACGAGCGGCAGGAGCUGUGGCAAGUGCGUAUGCGGGAGCUAUCGGGCGCCAUCGCUGUGUCCGCCAUGGUUCAAGUCAUCCUGGGCUACACGGGGCUGGUGGGCAAGAUCCUCAAGUACGUCACGCCGCUGACAAUUGUGCCCACUGUGUCGCUGGUGGGACUGACGCUGUUCGAGCAUGCGGCGGACACGGCCUCCAAGCACUGGGGCAUAGCCGUGGGCACCACGGCCAUGCUGACGCUCUUCUCGCAGAUAAUGUCCAAUGUGUCCGUGCCCGUGGUGGCCUACCGCAAGGGUCACGGCUUUGAGGUGCGCCAGUUCCAGUUGUUUCGCCUGUUCCCAGUGCUGCUGACCAUCAUGAUCAUGUGGGGCCUGUGCGGCAUCCUGACCGCCACCGAUGUCUUCCCACCGUCGCAUCCCUCCCGCACAGAUGUCCGUCUGAAUGUCCUGAUCAGCGCCAAGUGGUUCUACGUGCCGUAUCCGGGACAGUUCGGCUGGCCAUCGGUCACGCUGUCAGGGGUUCUGGGGAUGCUGGCCGGCGUGCUGGCCUGCACGGUGGAAUCUCUGAGCUAUUACCCGACUGUGUCGCAGAUGUCGGGCGCCCACUCGCCUCCGCUUCAUGCCAUCAAUCGGGGCAUCGGCACUGAGGGACUAGGCACUGUCCUCGCCGGACUCUGGGGAGCUGGCAACGGAACGAACACGUUCGGAGAGAAUGUCGGCGCCAUCGGAGUCACUAAGAUUGGUUCGCGUCGCGUCAUCCAGUGGGCGGCUCUGAUAAUGGUCCUCCAAGGGGUGAUUGGAAAGUUUGGCGCCAUCUUCAUUCUCAUUCCCGAUUCGGUGGUGGGCGGAAUAUUCUGCGUGAUGUUCGGCAUGAUCAUUGCCUUCGGCCUGUCCACGCUGCAGUAUGUGGAUCUGCGAUCGUCGCGGAACCUGUACAUCCUCGGCUUGUCCAUAUUCUUUCCCAUGGUUCUCUGUCGCUGGAUGCAGGAUCAUCCCGGUGCCAUUGACACGGGCAACGAGACGGUCGACUCGACACUAUCGGUGCUCCUGGGCACGACCAUAUUGGUGGGUGGUGUCCUGGGUUGCUUUCUGGACAACGUGAUACCUGGCACGCCCGCCGAGCGCGGCCUCAUCGAGUGGGCCAACGAAAUGCCGCUCGGCGAUGACAACAUCAACGACGGCACGGCCACGGACUACGACUUUCCCUAUGGCAUGGAUGCCAUUCGCAGCUGGAAGUGGACCUACUACAUACCCUUUAUGCCCACCUACAAGCUCCAAAAGCAGAGCUGAUUAUCUCCGUAGUUGGGCUCGAUCGAUGGGAACGCCAGAGAAUAAUAAUGAAUGCAACUCUAUUUGUAAUUCAGUUUUUAUUAUUUAUUUUUAGAAAACGAUGUUCUGUUCGUUCUCUCACGCCCUAAUCUAAUUACAAUUUGAACACUUCCAAUUCCCAUUCGAAUUCGGAUUCCUACCCAAAACGAGCUAAAGAUUUUAUGUUUUUCUGUUUGUUUUUUUAAAUUCGCUUAUUGUUUGAUUUGUAACUACUUUUUACUGUACGCUCUUCGUUUCCGUUUCCGCUUUCGCUCACAGUUUUGCAUAUUUUCUAUUAUUUCGCAAUAACAUCAAUAGACCUAGCAAACGAAAGCUUCUAACCACCAAUUAAACUCUAUUCAAAUCUCGAAAACCAUUCAUAAUCAGUUCGUUCUGUAUAAUGCAAAAAAUUGGUGUUAAAAUUAUUUUGUAGAAAUUUUAACGCAUUUUCGGCGCGAGGCUUACACUCAAAUCCUCCACAAAAAUAGUAUAGAAAAUACAUGUACAAUAUAUAUUUGUGAAA
Messenger RNA from Drosophila miranda, 2449 nucleotides. RefSeq names its product solute carrier family 23 member 1. Gene Ontology annotation, molecular function: transmembrane transporter activity. Gene Ontology annotation, cellular component: membrane. The record is from RefSeq and is a predicted model, not a curated record. Bases 154 to 1908 code for a protein of 584 amino acids. The transcript has 4 exons. Lineage: Eukaryota; Metazoa; Arthropoda; Insecta; Diptera; Drosophilidae. Gene Ontology annotation, biological process: transmembrane transport.